AUUCUUUCUUAUCCUCAUCACUCUCACAUUCUCUUGUCUUCAAACUCACAUAGACACCAAAAAAUGACUCGACCGUCAAGACUACUCGAGACGGAAGCGGCAACGCCACCACAACCGUCGGAGCAGAUGCUUGCGGCGGAAUCCGAUAUGGUUGUGAUCUUGUCGGCUCUUCUCUGCGCUCUCAUAUGCAUAGCUGGCCUUGCCGCAGUUGUACGCUGCGCUUGGCUCCGGCAGUUUACCACCGGAGGAAACUCACCCUCGGCGAACAAAGGCUUGAAAAAGAAAGCUCUCCAGUCUCUCCCUAGAUCUACUUUCACCGCGGCGGAAUCAACCUCCGGCACCGCCGCAGAAGACGGUGGAGAUUCAACUGAAUGUGCGAUUUGUCUCAGUGAGUUCACCGACGGUGAAGAGAUCAGAGUGCUUCCUCUUUGUGGCCAUUCCUUCCACGUGGCGUGUAUUGACAGAUGGCUUGUCUCUAGGUCUUCGUGUCCUUCUUGUCGGCGGAUUCUUACGCCGGUGAGAUGUGACCGGUGCGGUCACGCUUCCACGGCGGGGAAUCAAGGGAAAGAUCAUCAACAUCACCAACACUCGUCGCAGUUCACUUCCUCUAUUCCUACCUUUCUUCCUUAACGCUAAUUUUUUCUAUUAUUAUCAGAAUAAUUAUUUCAGAAAGUAUGUAAAGUGAGUUUCAUUAGGAAAUAGAGAUCUUUUUGUGUGAUUUCUCUUGUAAUUUUUCUUGUUUUUUUUUCUUUCAACAUGUAAUUUUUCUUGUGUCUAAAUCAAUUAGAUUGAGUCUAUAGUUCUUGAUGUUUAUUUACAAGAUCAGUAA
Eruca vesicaria subsp. sativa (arugula) is the source of this 829-nucleotide messenger RNA. Lineage: Eukaryota; Viridiplantae; Streptophyta; Magnoliopsida; Brassicales; Brassicaceae. The record is from the annotation of a GenBank genome assembly.